UUGAACGUCUCGUCCUUAAGAAUGCGCAGAAAGCUUCCCUUUACCAAGGUCUCAAGUACCUCUCGCUAGCAAUUUGCGAUGGAUUUCCCUCUGCCAUGGGAGCUCCCAGCGCCAUCCAUCCGCGUCACGGAAAUUCCAUCUGCAUCACCUUUCGGUCCUGCCGAAGUAUUGUUGACAUACAGGCAACAAAACCAGCUAACAAACCUCGCACGUGGAUUAACACUGUGCAGGAGGCGGAGCCCCUGCCAAGCCAUUAUUCAAGCUUCAAUCUUCCCGCGUUGGGUGGCUUAAGCUUUUACCAGCGUCAUCUUCUAUUGGCUGUGUAACGACGACUUCCGCUGUCAGUCCGCCAGUCAGCAGCAUAAACAUCGAGGCUGAGCGAAGCGAACAUCAAGCCCACUUUAUUGGGCCUAGCGUGCGAAGAGGUCUCCUAAAUACAACACCUUGAGGGUGUGCGCUGGUGACCUAAUGGAGGACGAGUGCGUGGAAGAGUAGAUUCAAGUAUCCUGUUUCUCAUAUAUAAACCAUCAUUUCCUCCCCGCUGAAGUAUUGUUCAUUCAUACAACUCCAUUCUUCUCCACAAAGACAGACUUCGCGCAAUAACCCCAUCUCACAAGUUCUGCGAUCUCUUUCAUCAGCAUGGUUCUCACUUAUCGCAACGGUGUCUCCAUAGGACAAAUCAUAAUAUACACCUAUUGUCUUGCAGUUGCCAUUUUCCUUGCGUUGAGGCAUGGUUUCCGCCGAAAUGCUGGCUGGAUGUAUCUCAUCAUCUUCUGUCUCGCACGAAUUAUUGGACCAGCAAUGGAGCUGGCAACCAUCAACGAUCCUACAAACACAGAUCUCUAUACCGGGUACGCCAUCUUAAACAACGUCGCCCUUUCACCUCUCAUGCUUGCUGCCCUGGGACUUCUGGGACGACUCCUCGAAAAUAUCCGCGAGACACACAACACCAGACUUCAUCCCGCGAUUCUUAGGAUCGUUCAACUGAUCAUCGUGGUUGGGUUGAUUCUCGGUAUCGUCGGAGGUCUUGAUGCGAGCGAUGCCUACGUCAAAGCUUUGCACGCUGGCAGCACAGCAGCCUACCGUCCAGAAACUCUGAACAAAGUCGGCACUGCUCUAUUCAUCCUCGCCUACGUCGCACUUACUAGCUUUACGAUUGCCAUCUCAUUCUCAACGCCACAUGCUCAGGCCGGCGAAAAGCGGCUCCUCUACGCUGUUGCUUUCGCACUUCCAUUCCUCCUUGUCCGACUCGUCUACUCCUGCUUCAGCACUUUCACCCAAAACCCGAAAUUCAACCUCCUCGCUGGUAAUGAGACGGUGUUGCUUUGCAUGGCAUACUUGAUGGAACUUCCUGUCGUCAUUACAUUCGAAAUCAUAGGCUUGACUUUGAAGAAGGUAACAUACGUUGAGCGUCAGACGGCUUCGCACCAGACGAGCAGCUCUAACAGCUCUCAGCCACUGCAAAAGAAGGGGAAAGGUGAUAUGGCACUGAACCUUGCCAAGAAGACUAUUAUUGGGAGGAUUGUGAUGGCUUUUGUUCCCAGUGAGAAGCAUGAUGUGGAGAUGCAGAGCAAAGAUUACCCUAUGGCGAAGUGAGGACUUGAGCAAGAAUGUGGAGGGUAGAGGUAAUGGAAAAGGUUCUUGGAGGCAUAUUAUGGUAUUAGCACUGGCGUUGAUGGGGUAGAGAACAUUUGCAUUGUUUGAAUUUUCGCAACAUAGACUGUACAAUAUUAAGACUCGAACUUUUCGC
Cadophora gregata is the source of this 1750-nucleotide messenger RNA. RefSeq lists its product as uncharacterized. Bases 640 to 1596 code for a protein of 318 amino acids. The transcript is spliced from 2 exons. The record is from RefSeq and is a predicted model, not a curated record. NCBI's taxonomy places the organism in Eukaryota, Fungi, Ascomycota, Leotiomycetes, Helotiales, Ploettnerulaceae.